AUGCAUGUAGUGCAACUUCUAAGUAUAAAAGAGGUGAGCUCCAAUGUUGGGCUGGUGCGAAGCAUUGUUGAAAUGAUGGAUAGACAUUGGACUGUCAAGUUUUCUCAUGUUUAUAGAAAGUCUGAUUUUAUGGCUAACUUUGCUGCAUCUUCGACUCCCGGAAUUUCCCAUGAAAGGGAUUGCAGUUUCCAAAAAAAAAUCAAACAAAUCCCUUGCCCGCCAAUUCCCAUUCCAUUCUCCAAUCCAAAUAUGUCAGAUACGGACUCUAUGGUAGCUCAGCAAAUCGCUCUUUUCCACUCCCAAAUCAACAAGAAAAGAUUCAACGACGAUUCUCUUCGCAUUCUGGAAUCAGUUCUCGCCUCCAAUGACGUUAAAUCGCUUUUUCAGCUACGAUCCACCUUGAAAGAGUUCAUCAGAUCUGAAUCUCUCUCCGCUAUUCGCCAUAUUGCAGCCAAAACUGUGGAUCAGCAGCUCUCAACUCUCGAAUUCUUCGUCGGAGCCUUCGCUAUCAUCGGCGAUAUAGAGAGUUGUUUGGCAUUGAGGUACGAGGCUCUGGUUCUUCGCGAACACAAGUCUCAUAUCCAUCAAUGGUUGCAAGUUUCACCUGUGGAAUGGCUCAAUUUUGCGGAGCAAUCAUUAGAUAACUGUUUCUAUGCUAUUGCUGCAAAGGCUUGUGAUUAUGCAUUAUCAUGCUUUCACAGGAACGAAAUUGUACGGUCCAAAACAGAUGAAUCGUGUGAAAAUUUGCAACUUACUGAAAAAAUAACCAAACUCAAGAACUGUGCUCUAACACUGGCAGCUUCCCGCUCUGUUAAGGCACAGGCAGCAGAAUACUUGAGAAAGAGAGCGAGUGAGGAAUGCAACUCACAGCCUCCAAUUUGUAAGCCAGCACCUUGUGCUGCCAGCACUCUGUACAGAGAUGGCAUUAAAAAGCGCAAUGACCGGAAACUGAAUGCAAGUCGAAGGGUGGUAUCGUGUUCAAGUCAACCGUGA
This is a messenger RNA of Gossypium arboreum, 993 nucleotides long. RefSeq names its product protein DOUBLE-STRAND BREAK FORMATION. The transcript has 6 exons. Bases 1 to 993 code for a protein of 330 amino acids. Gene Ontology annotation, biological process: meiotic DNA double-strand break formation. The record is from RefSeq and is a predicted model, not a curated record. Lineage: Eukaryota; Viridiplantae; Streptophyta; Magnoliopsida; Malvales; Malvaceae.